Molecule: messenger RNA, 1236 nt
Organism: Ornithorhynchus anatinus (platypus)
Lineage: Eukaryota; Metazoa; Chordata; Mammalia; Monotremata; Ornithorhynchidae
Gene: ING2
Product: inhibitor of growth family member 2
Exons: 4
Coding region: 1-1092 (363 amino acids)
Biological process (GO): positive regulation of DNA-templated transcription
Cellular component (GO): nucleus
Source: RefSeq, a predicted model, not a curated record
AUGGAAGGGAAGACGGGGUUCGAGCGGACCAAUGAGAAGGCGGGGCUCAGCCGGACCAAUGAGAAGGCGGAACUCGAGCGGACCAAUGAGGGGUCGGAGCUCGGGCGGCCCAAUGAGGGGGCGGGGCCCGGGCGGACCAAUGAGCGGUUGGGGCGGCGGAAGGCGGGAGAAUGCGAACCCCCGGCCGGGGCGUCGGGGGCGGGGCCCGCAGCUUUCCGGGCCGGCCCCGCGCAGGCGCAGAAGGGUCCUCUCCCUCCUCCCCCUCCUCCGCUGCUGUCGGCGGCGGCGGCGGGGCUCCUGGCCGGGGAGCGGGGCCGGCUGCUGUCGGUCUACGUGCAGGACUACCUGGAGUGCGUGGAGUCGCUGCCGCUGGACAUGCAGCGGAACGUGUCGGCGCUGCGGGAGAUCGACACCAAGUACCAAGAAGCCCUGAAGGAGAUGGACGACGUGUACGAGAGGUACAAGAAGGAGAGCGAGGCGGGCCAGAAGAAGCGGCUGCAGCAGCACCUGCAGCGCGCGCUCAUCAACAGCCAGGAGCUGGGCGACGAGAAGAUCCAGAUCGUCACGCAGAUGCUGGAGCUGGUGGAGAACCGGGCCCGGCAGAUGGAGGCCCACUCCCAGCGCCUCCGGGACCCCGCCGACCGGGCCGGGCCCGAGCCCGGCCAGCCCGAGCGGGCCUCGCGCCGGCCCCGCCGCCAGCGGCCCGGAGAGCCGGCCCGGCCGGCCGACGGGCCGGACGACGAGGCCGACGGCGGGCCCCCGCCGCCCCCGCCGCCCCCGUCCCGGGAGCGGCGGUCCCGCUCGGCCAAGAAGAAGAAGCGGGCCCGGGCCCGGCCGGAGCGCGAGGCCUCCCCCGUGGAGUUGGCCAUCGACCCCAACGAGCCCACCUACUGCCUGUGCAACCAGGUGUCCUACGGGGAGAUGAUCGGCUGCGACAACGACCAGUGCCCCAUCGAGUGGUUCCACUUCUCCUGCGUGGCCCUCACCUACAAGCCCAAGGGCCGCUGGUACUGCCCCCGCUGCCGGGGCGACAGCGAGAAGACCAUGGACAGGAGCACCGACAAGACGCGGAAGGACCGGCGAUCCAGGUAGUGAACGCUUUCAGGGGCCCCCCUCGUCUUUCACAGUAGACUCCUCCCCGCCGCCCGCGAGGACGUUUCAGGAGGAGCGCAGAAGGCUAUGCAAUAACUUUCUAAGCGCCGGCAUGCCCGGAGUAUUAAAAGUCGCGGUACUUGG